Phragmites australis (common reed) is the source of this 1784-nucleotide messenger RNA. RefSeq lists its product as uncharacterized. The record is from RefSeq and is a predicted model, not a curated record. Lineage: Eukaryota; Viridiplantae; Streptophyta; Magnoliopsida; Poales; Poaceae. The transcript has 9 exons. The coding region runs from base 320 to 1537 and encodes 405 amino acids. Gene Ontology annotation, molecular function: oxidoreductase activity.
CGGGCUGGCCGCAGACGAUGCCCGUCUCGACAUCCACGAGUCAUCGCUUCCGCCACCCAUCUGCGCCGCCGCGGGUUGGCCACCUCACCCGCCUCGUCUGCUUCACUACCAAGACCAGGGAAGGAAGAGAGGCCGCGAGACCAACCUUGGCAAAGGGCGGGCUUUGGCGGUUUGGCUUCGGCUCUCCUCUCCUGCAGCUUCAGUGCAGGGGCUCUCUUCUCCAUUCUUGAGGUCGCUAACCGCGCCUCGUCUGUUGGCCGGUGAGCUUGGGAUUUGGUUGGCCGGGGAGACAGACUGGGAAACAGGAAGGAAUUUCAGUAUGCAACAAAUGGCCCUGUCUUCGUUCGCCAUCACAUCUCCAUCGUCACACAACAAUACCUUAUCGGCGCUGCGUGCUCUUCAUUCCCAAAGAUGGCACACGCGACGCAUUCGCAGCCAAGUUCGGGCACAGGCACAAGCGCAGUUGCAGUAUCGGAAGCUGGGAGAUUCGGACCUCCUUAUUAGCGAGGUCACACUUGGGACAAUGACUUUUGGAGAACAAAAUACAGAGAAGGAAGCACAUGAUAUGCUCUCUUAUUCUUUUGAUCAAGGCAUCAAUAUCCUUGACACAGCAGAAAUUUACCCAGUUCCAGUCAACAAGGAGACUCAAGGGAGGACUGAUCUAUAUAUCGGCAGGUGGAUGCAAUCUAUGCCACGAGACAAGGUAAUUUUGGCCACCAAAGUUGCUGGUUAUUCAGAGCGAUCCACUUUUCUUCGAGACAAUGCAAAAGUGGUGCGUGUUGAUGCUGCCAAUAUCAAAGAAAGUGUUGAAAAGAGCCUUAAACGCUUGUCUACAGACUACAUUGAUUUGCUUCAGAUACACUGGCCAGAUAGGUAUGUGGCACUAUUUGGUGAAUUUAGUUACAAUCCAACCAAAUGGAGGCCAAGCAUCCCAUUUGAGGAUCAACUGAAGGCUUUCCAGGAGCUAAUUGACGAAGGAAAGGUUCGCUAUAUCGGUGUUUCCAAUGAGACCUCAUAUGGAGUAAUGGAGUUCGUACAGGCUGCAAAGGUUCAAGGGCUUCCAAAGAUUGUGAGCAUUCAGAACAGUUAUAGUCUACUUGUGAGAUGCCGCUUCGAAGUUGAUCUUGUUGAAGUUUGCCACUCAAACAACUGCAAUGUUGGACUGCUUGCCUACUCCCCAUUGGCUGGUGGUGUUCUCACUGGGAAGUAUCUUUAUGCUAACUCUGACAAAGCAAAGAGGAGCAGGCUAAAUCUCUUCCCUGGAUACAUGGAGCGCUACAACGCCUCAUUGGCUAAAGAAGCGACGAACGAAUAUGUAAAGCUUGCCAAGAAGCAUGGGCUAACUCCGGUCCAGCUUGCCCUGGGCUUUGUGCGUGACCGUCCAUUCACAGCUAGCUCCAUCAUUGGAGCAACUACCAUGGAUCAGUUAAAGGAGAACAUUGAUGCAUUUACCAGUGCUCCACGACCUCUGCCACAAGAAGUUCUUGACAGCAUUGAGGAUCUUUUCAAGAGAUACAAAGACCCAGCAAUCCUCUAGAUGUUUAUUCAUCAAUUUGAUGCAAAGAACCAGCACUCAUUAAAACAUACAAAGACCACACAGAUAGAUUAUCAUUUAUGAUCAUUCAAUUUCAUUCAUGCUGAUACAAGUAUUUAUUUGUCUCCAUUGAAUUUACAGUUAGAUACUUAAUACCAUCACCAUGACUUUUUUGCAAUGUGUAUACAGAAUUUAAGUUUUCGUACUUAAUGCAAGUGCAAAGAGAGUCCAAGAGGAAGACAUUAUCUUA